AUGGCCCCAGUCGCCCCCAAACAACGUACCACAAGCCGGGCCAAAAUUGUCCGGAAAUCAGCUACCACCCCCAUCCCCUCAGGUCUCUUCCCCGACACCUCAACCUUCCACACAAACAAAAAAGACAAACGCCAAAUAAAACAUUCCGUCUUCCUUUCCAGAAUUGAGAAGCCGCGCACCAAGAUCCUAAAGCGACGGCGUCCCUCGAAGAAACUAGUCGCCAAUCUCGAUUCUCUCGUUGAUGCGCUGCCUGACGCCGGUAAUGAAAAUAACAGCCCUAAUCAUAACGAUGGACAUAGAGGGGAGAUGGCCGGCCAGGUGAAUAUCAUCCGGCAGAAGAGUUUGAAACAUAAGCCCGGCGCAAUGAAGAGGAAGGAGAUGCUCGAUCGAAAGGAGAGGGAGCGGUUUGCGAGGAAUCUGGUGCAGAUGGCGGUUGUGGCGCCUUCGCCUUCGCCUUCUGAUACAGAAUUCACAAAUCAUACGCAGCCACAUCCACGGCCGCAGCCGGGAGCCGAGAACGUUCCCAUGUCGAAUCGUUGGGCGGCGUUGCGUAGUUUUAUUACACAGACAAUCGACCAGAAUCCAGAAUUUAAUAAGGCUGCGCGGCCGACAUGA
Molecule: messenger RNA, 615 nt
Organism: Histoplasma mississippiense
Lineage: Eukaryota; Fungi; Ascomycota; Eurotiomycetes; Onygenales; Ajellomycetaceae
Exons: 2
Coding region: 1-615 (204 amino acids)
Biological process (GO): maturation of SSU-rRNA from tricistronic rRNA transcript (SSU-rRNA, 5.8S rRNA, LSU-rRNA)
Cellular component (GO): preribosome, small subunit precursor; 90S preribosome; nucleolus
Source: RefSeq, a predicted model, not a curated record